AUGGAGAGUAGGACGAUCCCCAAUCCCGAUGAGAGCUGGGGUGAGAUGACUUCGGAAGCUAUACAAGCUUUACUUCUCAACAACGCUAUACAGUCUUUCCCUUAUCGACAUCCAUUUUUCAGACGAUUAUACUUGGUAUUUUUCCUUCUGACUAGUCUGGUCAUUUUGCUACCAUUCUGGACACUUCUAUAUAUACCCGUUGAAAAUAGACCGAGAAGAACAUGGACCUUGGAGCGAUGCCUGAGGGUCAGGUGGAGCAGACGGUUAUGUGGACUAGUUGCCCGAUGCGAGAUUGAUUAUCUAGGCCGAGACUUGACAAUUGAGCUAGAUCCCAAUAGUUUGAAGUUCUCUCACCCUGUAACGAUACCCGCUGCGCCACCGUCCAUCCUCCGUGGGCAUAUCAAAGAAACUCUGAAUGAUAUCUGUUCGUCCAGAGGAAAAUGGAUUCCCCAUUUCGUACAUCGAGUAAAACGAGGAAAACAAGGCGUCUGGGGGAGAUGGAAUGUGGAGAAUGAAGAAAUCCAGCAGUACGGCUUCGAGGACGUAAAGGCUUUCUGGUUCACCGGUGAGAAAUCCUCGCCACAGGAAGACGUCAAACUUCGAAAACCUGGUGACCCCGUCAUGCUGCUCUUCCACGGCGGGGGUUAUCUUUGCGGAACGGCAGCUGAAACAGACAUGACAUCAUCCAUCGCAAAAUCAAUGGUCAAGCAUUCACCUAUACAGCACAUCCUUUCGGUCGAUUACAGGCUGGCUCCCGCGGCCCCAUGGCCAUUACCUCUUCUAGAUGCUAUAUCUUCAUAUUGCUGGCUCGUCAGAACAGAAGGUGUAGAUGAAAGAGAUAUCGUAAUUGCGGGUGAUUCAGCGGGUGGACAUCUGGCUCUGGCUUUAGUCCGAUGGUUGCGAGACGAGGGCCAGAACGUACAAUUGAAGCUGCCCAGGGGACUGGUACUUUUGUCCCCGUGGUCGGACGUUGGAUUCACCAAUGCUUGGGGUCAAGAAGCGAUGAGUCAUAACAGAGACUCUGAUACGAUCGACGACACUUUCGGCCCUUUUGCAACUUCGCUGCUACUUCGUGCGCUACCGGCAUCCAUCAUGCACACAUCCCCGUACCUUUCUCCAUCGUCACUGCUUUUGCCAUCUGAUGCUAGUGGUCCAGAUUCGUUCAAAGGGUUUCCUCCUACUUAUAUAGUAUAUGGCGGUGCUGAAAGGCUGUCGAGAUCCAUAGUAUUGCUAUGGGACCGGAUACAACUUAGUCGACAAGGAGACGCACAUGUAGUGUCUGAUCGACUUUUCGUUAGUCCUGAUGCCGUCCAUGACUUUCUCAUCUUCGCCUGGAUGGCAGUGGAGGCCUCCACCGUGUACGAAGACCUUGAUGAGUGGCUCAGACUGCUGUUAUCAACCGAACAGCCGACAGGGGAAGAUAGCCACGUAUCCCCAGAAUUAUGGCAGAAGCAUGAUGUUUCAGACUGGAGAGAGAUGGUCCAACGAGGAAGGAUCUCAAGGCAGGAGACAAGAGAGAGCUUGAAAUCUCACAAGUCGCCAGUCAUGGGACCGACCACAGACCACAUGGGUAUGAUGAGGAUGGUCGAAGACAUGUCUGGAGAGGGAAUGAGUAUGAUCGACAAAAGCGCUCAUUUCGCUAUUGAGCUGCCUAAAAGCCCUGAAUGGCUGUCUCCAUUGACAGCGGAGUUUGGGCUGGACUAUGCACCUGAUGAUAGCGAAGUCCCUUGGUAUGAUCUUGAUAGCGCAGACUCGGACACAGAGACUAGGAAGGACCGGUGA
Molecule: messenger RNA, 1782 nt
Organism: Kwoniella shivajii
Lineage: Eukaryota; Fungi; Basidiomycota; Tremellomycetes; Tremellales; Cryptococcaceae
Exons: 6
Coding region: 1-1782 (593 amino acids)
Molecular function (GO): lipase activity
Source: RefSeq, a predicted model, not a curated record